Messenger RNA from Plasmodium cynomolgi strain B, 3405 nucleotides. RefSeq names its product phosphoenolpyruvate carboxylase. Gene Ontology annotation, molecular function: phosphoenolpyruvate carboxylase activity. NCBI's taxonomy places the organism in Eukaryota, Apicomplexa, Aconoidasida, Haemosporida, Plasmodiidae. The coding region runs from base 1 to 3405 and encodes 1134 amino acids. The record is from RefSeq and is a predicted model, not a curated record. Gene Ontology annotation, cellular component: cytosol. Gene Ontology annotation, biological process: carbon fixation; tricarboxylic acid cycle. The transcript is spliced from 2 exons.
AUGGAGGGCGAGGCGAACGUCCAGGGGGGAUGCCCCCAAGGGGACGGCCACGAUCCGCAGUAUAGCCCGCAGCAUAGCCCGCAGUAUAGCCCGCAGAAUGACUCGACGCAAGACGCGCAGAAUGACCCGCAGAAUGACCCGCAGAAUGACCCGCACCAUAACCCGAAGCAGGUCGACCAGCGAGGGGAGCGAAAGCUGAAGUUCCUGAUCGAAGGAAAAAUGGUGGAGACGAAAAACGCAGUGGAUUUCAUAAAGCCCCUGAAGGAUGACAUAAAGGCAUUGGACUUCCUCCUCUUUGACAUGCUCAAGGAUAACCUCCCUAACAAGUUAUUCGAGACCUUAUGCACCAUUCACGACUUAUCAGAAAAGUACAGCGAAAAUCAAACACACGAAAAUUUUAACUCCUUAAAAAAUUCCAUAUAUAAAUUAGAUGACGAGUAUCUAGGCACCAUUGUGAAUGCAUUUGGCCACAUGUGUAUUUUGUCUAACUUUGCAGAGUGGGCUCAUAGAGGAAGGAGGAGAAAGGCAUUCGACAUGUCCUUCACCCCGAAUGAAAGAAUAUAUGGAUCUGUGUAUGAGACACUAAAGGGAACGUUCCACAUGCUGAUCAAAAGCGGCUUCGACAUUAACGAAAUUUAUGAGCAGUUGUGUAACCAGACAAUAGACUUUGUAUUGACAACCCAUCCAACACAAGCCAUUCGGACUUCACUCCUGAAGAACUACACACAGCUAGCCGAACUGUUACUAAAGCUAGAUAACACAGACAAAGAAUUGUACAAGAAAAAAAUUUUGUAUGAUAAUUUAAAAACAUACUUGCUAGCUGCAUGGAAGACAGAUGUCAUCCGAAGGAUUAAACCUACUCCCAUAGAUGAAGCCAUUUCGCUAGUCGACAUAGUAGAGAAUUGCAUCUUUUAUAGAAUCCCUAACAUUAUAAGAUAUAUAGAUAACGUAUUUUACGAAUAUAAUUUACCACCAGUCAAAAUGGAUUCUAAAAUUUGUCUGUUCUCAUCAUGGGCAGGAGGAGAUAGAGAUGGGAAUCCAUUUGUUCUACCCGAAACUACGAGAUACGUUUGCUACAUGAAUAAAAUAAGGGGAUGUGAGUUAUUCAUUCCGAUGGUAGAAAAACUGAUCAGAGAUCUAACUCUCCACCAUUGCACUCAACAUUUUAAAACGUAUGUAAAACUACUCGAAGAUGAUGUUUCUCAAUAUAUUUUUGACAAAGACAGGAAAUACCUAUCGCAGAAGUUCUACUGGUUUUCUCCAUUCUCUAAGUCUAACAAAAGAGAAAUAUAUAGGAGAGCUCUUUUAGUCGUUUGGGCUAAGCUUAAAAGUACCGUACAAGUAUGCAAGUCUCUCAUUUCACACCAACCAGUGGACACAAAUUUUGAAAAGUUGAUGUUUAACAGUUCUGAAGAGUUUGAAGAAAUCCUUAUGGAAUGCUACAAGAGUCUGUCUGAGUCUGGAAAUGCUCUCAUUGCUGAGGGGUAUCUAAAAGAUGUCCUUCGAAAUGUCAAAAUAUUUGGCCUCCAUCUGAUGAAGCUAGAUAUUAGACAAGAAUCGGAGAAACACAUUCAAGCUAUGGAUUACAUAUGUGAGAAACUACAAACUGGAAAAUACUCCCUCCUCUCUGAGGAAGAAAAAAUCGAUUUUCUUACAAAUAUUCUUCAAUCUAAUAGACCAUUAAUACCGAACAAUAUAGAACAGGAGGAAGACGUCCCUAGCGACUUCCUAAACGUGAUAAAAACAUUUGAUGUUUGUUCUCAAAUUGAGGAGAGUGCACUAGGGGCAUAUAUCGUUUCCAUGUGUAACAAUGCAUCGGACAUAUUACUAGUAGAGGUGUUUCAAAAGGAAUUAAAAAAAAGUGCACAAAGAAAAACACAAAGAGUUGUUCCUCUGUUGGAAACGAUUCAAUCUUUGCAGAUGUCUUGUACCAUUUUAGAAAAUUUAAUUAAGAACCCAUGGUAUAGAACCCAUUUGAGAACCCACUUUGACAACAAGCAGGAAAUUAUGAUUGGCUAUUCCGAUUCGGGGAAAGAUGGAGGUAGAUUCACAUCUGCUUGGGAAUUAUUCAAAGCACAAGAGAAACUUGUAUAUAUAGGAAAGCAGUACUCUGUGGAGGUCCGCUUUUUUCAUGGUAGAGGAGGUAGUGUCAGUAGAGGAGGAGGACCACAACAUCUAGCCAUUCUUUCACAACCAAUCAAUACGAUAAAAAACUAUCUUAGGGUAACCAUACAGGGAGAGGUCAUCACACAGGAUUUCUGUCUAAAGGGAAUGAUGCUACGCUCGAUAGAAACUUACAUCAGCGCACUCCUAAAAUGCUCCCUCUUAAAAAAUACAGUUUUGGUGAAAGACGAAUGGAGAGUACUUAUGGAUGAAAUGAGUCAACUAACCACAAAAGAGUACAGACACGUGGUGUAUGAAAAUAAAGACUUUGUGAAUUACUUCAGAUGUGCAACUCCACAGAUAGAAAUAGGGAAGCUCAAUUUGGGAUCAAGACCAUCGAAGAGAAAACAAGGAAAUGUAGAAUCGCUGAGAGCAAUUCCAUGGGUUUUCUCCUGGACACAAAAUCGAAUGCAUCUACCUGUGUGGCUUGGCAUAGAAAAAUUGUAUGACUAUCUCAUAGCAAAGGGUAAAUUAUCUCUCAUGCAGGAUAUGUACAGAAACUGGCCCUUCUGCACGAGCUUCUUCAACCUGAUCAGUAUGGUGAUGGCUAAGGCGAGCUUGCAAAUAACCGAGGAGUAUGACAUUCUGGUCCCCGAGGAGCUGAAGUAUAUUGGUACCAUGCUGAGGGAGAAACUGAAGAAGGCCAUGGAACUCACUGCGCUCGUUACGAAUGAGAAGACCUUCUGUGAUAACGACUUGCUGACGAAGCGUUCCAUCGAGAGCAGGACCAAAUGGGUGGCUGUCUGCAACUUGAUUCAGAUUCAGGCGCUUAAGCGACUGCGGGAGAGGGAGCGCGAGUGGGAGCUGGCCCAGGAGAGGGCCCAGGCACAGGAGAGGGCCCAAGCACAGGAGAAGGGGCACCCAAACGAUGAAAACCACAAAUUAAGCAAUUCAUCGGCGAAGGAUGAGCUGGAUAGCCAGUAUGGAGGUCCCGUCAGCCGGAUCAGCAGCAAGCGCAUUCACUCAUACUUGAGCAGGAAAAAAAGCAAAUUAAUUAAAAACCCAAAGUUCCAUCCCCUCCUCGAGUCAUACUCCUCCGCCUACCUACAAAGUGAGGGAGAAAAUGACUUUUUUUUUGACGAUAUACGGGACAUGGGUCUGUCCUAUGGGAGGCCCUCCUCCAAAGCGAACGACUGCACCUAUGACGAGGUGACGAAGACCUACAUUGAUUACACCUCCCUGAAUGAUGCCCUCAUAGUCUCUAUCAAGGCGAUAGCCGCGGGCAUGCAGAACACGGGCUAG